This is a messenger RNA of Prorocentrum cordatum, 591 nucleotides long. NCBI's taxonomy places the organism in Eukaryota, Dinophyceae, Prorocentrales, Prorocentraceae. The record is from the annotation of a GenBank genome assembly.
AUGACGAGCCCCUCGUUGCUGCCGCCGCGCGCCGCCGCCGCCCACGGGCCGCCGCCACCUCCGCUGGCGCCGCUGGGCCGCUGCGGCAGCCGCCCCGACCUGCGGACAGUCACCUUCGCCGCCCGCGGCCCCGAGCCCGAGGCGCUCGAGGCGCUGCAGCUCACCGGCCGGGGGGCCCCGCAGGCGGACUCGCUGCGGCGGGGAACUCCCCUGAGCUCCAGGUCCUCCCCGCCAGCAGCCGCUGAACGGCGUGGUUCUGCAGGCGGCGGCGGGUCAGCGGGCAGCACCGCUCCCAGCUUGGCCGCGGGGGCGGAGGACGGCCCGGGCUGGGAGUACGCCGCCGUGGGCGGCGCGGACUUGCUGGUCGGCCCGUUCGGCGCCUCCGGCGGGGCGGCUGCUUCCCCGUCCUCCUCGUCCGUCGUGAAGGCGUCGAGACCUUCCCCACCAGGGCGCCUUCGGCAGGGCGCCCAGUCGGACGCGCGCCACCGCAGGAUGACGGCGCUGGAGCUCCGCGCCAGCGAGGCCGUCCGCCAGCGCUUGCAGACUGACGGCCUCCUGCGGCAGGAGGAGCUCUUCCUCCAGCGCUCCGAG